This is a messenger RNA of Hirundo rustica (Barn swallow), 3194 nucleotides long. It is a transcript of the gene BRINP3, whose product is annotated as BMP/retinoic acid inducible neural specific 3. The transcript has 8 exons. Bases 544 to 2844 code for a protein of 766 amino acids. Lineage: Eukaryota; Metazoa; Chordata; Aves; Passeriformes; Hirundinidae. Gene Ontology annotation, biological process: positive regulation of neuron differentiation; negative regulation of mitotic cell cycle. The record is from RefSeq and is a predicted model, not a curated record.
GCCGCGGGUGCCGGGAUGAGCCCCCGGCGCUCUCUGGCCCUCCCGCUCCUCGGCGCGGUCUUGUCUGUGUUCCACACGCGUGGGCAAAGCCCCUCUCCUUCUGCCUGCGGCUGAGAUCCCGCAAUUUGUUAUUCUUUCCUCGAGAAUCGCUUCCAUCACCACCAAAAAAAACCCAUCCCACAUCUAUCCCAGAAAAUCCCAUCCCUCUUCUCAAGUCCUCUUGCUAUUCGGGUUUGCUUCCCUCUCUCCUCCUCCUUCUCUCCUCCCUCUUUCCCCCCUUUUGGGUUUGGAGCCUCUCUCUGCCCUACACACACGCACAGACAGGCACGCACGGUGUAAAUGGGUUGUCACACACACAGAACCGCUGCUGGUUCACAAAGUCCCCCCUCCCUGCUCAGCCUUCCUCUAGCUUGAAGCCGCAGGUCAUGGACUAUAUGUUUGGAGCCGGGAUGCGUUUUAUUCACAGCCGCUUCGCCUCCUGCAAUUUCACUCGGUGUUGAGGGAAAGCUAAGAGAAUGAAGGCUCUAAAUCCCCAGUGGAAGCAUGAUAUGGCGAUGCAGUGCUGGUGCUGAAUUGUUCUCUCUGAUGGCUCUAUGGGAGUGGAUAGCACUGAGUCUUCAUUGCUGGGUUUUAGCGGUUGCUGCUGUCUCGGAUCAGCAUGCCACAAGCCCCUUCGACUGGCUCCUCUCUGAUAAGGGACCCUUCCAUCGCUCACAGGAAUACACAGAUUUUGUGGACAGAAGUCGACAGGGAUUUAGCACAAGAUACAAGAUUUACAGAGAGUUUGGCCGCUGGAAAGUAAACAAUCUUGCUGUGGAAAGAAGAAAUUUCCUUGGCUCCCCACUGCCACUUGCCCCCGAGUUCUUCCGUAACAUCAGGCUGCUGGGACGGCGCCCCACCCUUCAACAGAUCACAGAAAAUCUGAUCAAGAAAUAUGGGACACAUUUCCUGCUCUCAGCUACCCUGGGAGGAGAGGAGUCACUCACGAUUUUUGUGGACAAACGGAAGCUGAGCAAGAGGUCAGAAGGGAGCAACCCCAGUGCUAACAGCUCCGUGGUGACACUGGAGACCCUACACCAGCUGGCAGCCUCCUACUUCAUCGACAGGGACAGCACCCUGCGCCGGCUGCACCACAUCCAGAUUGCCUCCACUGCCAUCAAGGUGACAGAGACGCGGACAGGUCCUCUCGGCUGCAGUAACUAUGACAACCUAGAUUCCGUAAGCUCUGUCCUGGUUCAGAGUCCUGAAAAUAAGAUUCAGUUGCAAGGUCUUCAGGUCAUCCUUCCUGAGUACCUGCAAGAGCAUUUUGUGCAGGCAGCUCUGAGCUACAUUGCCUGCAAUUCAGAGGGGGAGUUCAUCUGCAAGGACAAUGACUGCUGGUGUCAGUGUGGCCCCAAAUUCCCGGAGUGUAACUGUCCCUACAUGGACAUUCAAGCCAUGGAAGAGAACCUGCUCCGCAUAAGUGAGACUUGGAAUGCGUACAACAGUGAAUUUGAAGACUCUGAUGAAUUCAAAUUAUUUAUGAAGAGGCUGCCUAUGAAUUAUUUCCUGAACACAUCUGCUGUGAUGCAUUUGUGGACGAUGGAUUCUAAUUUCCAACGCCGCUACGAGCAGCUGGAGAGCAGCAUGAAGCAACUCUUCCUCAAGGCCCAGAGAACGGUGCACAAGCUCUUCAGCCUCAGCAAGAGGUGCCACAAACAGCCACUCAUCCGCAUGCCAAGGCAGAGGUCUUCCAACUAUUGGCUCAACCGCAUCCAGUCAUUUCUCUACUGCAACGAGAACGGGCUCCUGGGAAGCUUUUCUGAGGAGACCCACACGUGCACCUGCCCCAACGACCAGGUGGCCUGCCACGGGUUCCUGCCCUGCACGGUCGGGGACGGCCCCGCCUGCCUGAGCUGCGCCCUCGACAACCGCACGCGCUGCGGCAGCUGCAACGCUGGCUACAUGCUGAGCCAGGGACUCUGCAAGCCUGAGGUGGCCGACUCCACCGAGCACUACAUCGGCUUCGAGACGGACCUGCAGGACCUGGAGAUGAAGUAUUUGCUGCAGAAGACGGACCGGCGGAUCGAGGUCCACGCCAUUUUCAUCAGCAACGACAUGCGCCUCAACAGCUGGUUCGAUCCCUCGUGGCGCAAACGGAUGCUCCUGACUCUUAAGAGCAACAAGUACAAGUCCAGCCUGGUCCAUAUGAUACUGGGCCUCUCUCUGCAAAUUUGCCUGACUAAGAACAGCACCUUAGAGCCCGUCCUUGCUGUUUAUAUCAACCCUUUUGGGGGCAGCCACUCUGAGAGCUGGUUUAUGCCUGUGAAUGAAAAUAAUUUCCCAGACUGGGAGCGGACUAAACUGGACUUACCCCUUCAGUGUUAUAACUGGACGCUGACUCUGGGCAACAAGUGGAAGACAUUUUUUGAAACUGUGCACAUCUAUUUGAGGAGUCGAAUAAAGUCUAACAGUCCAAAUGGCAACGAGAGCAUCUACUAUGAACCCCUGGAAUUUAUUGAUCCCUCAAGAAAUCUGGGCUACAUGAAAAUCAACAACAUCCAAGUGUUUGGCUACAGCAUGCACUUCGACCCAGAAGCAAUUCGAGACUUGAUUUUGCAGCUGGACUACCCCUACACUCAGGGCUCACAGGACUCAGCACUUUUGCAGCUGUUGGAGAUUCGGGAUCGUGUAAAUAAACUCUCUCCACCCGGCCAACGUCGUCUGGACCUCUUCUCUUGCUUGCUCCGUCAUAGACUCAAACUGUCUACCAGUGAAGUGGUGAGGAUCCAAUCUGCUUUGCAGGCCUUUAAUGCCAAAUUGCCAAACACAGUGGAUUAUGACACAACCAAAUUAUGUAGUUAACCAUAAAUAUGAAGCACAACACAAAACCUUGAAGGAGUUUUUACAGUGCUUUUGUGGAACAGUUUAUGUUUGGAAGAGUAAAUUUAAAUUGUCUUUUCAAUAUCUGUCUUAUAUCAGUCAAUACUGUUGGAUGGCAAUUUACACACAUGAACUUGCUGACAAUGAAUAUAUUAUACCUGCAGUUUUGGUUUAUGAAUGAAAUAAAUACUGACACCAGUCUAGAAGACAUUCUACUUUUUACAAUAAAUUUCAUUUGUAAUUUUAUAUGUUCCGUGGCAAUGCUUUUGUGCAUUACAUCCUCUAGAGGGAACAUAGAAGGAGACCAAUAAAAUUUUGUAACUGAACAGUUA